GGCCGAGGUUUGCUUGUGGGAAUUGUAGUCUGAUUUGCUUGAGCCCUUCGUUGUGACGUGCCAGGCGAAACUACAAGUCCCAGAUUGUUUAAGGCGGAAGUAGCGAGACAAAACACGGCUAGGCUACAGCACAACACGGCAGAGAAGAUGUCGCGUGUUGUUAAAAAGAGAAAACUGGACGAAAUCCGACAGGAUAGGCUUUAUUUUGACAGCUAUUCCGAUGUGACUAUCCACGAGGAAAUGAUAGCGGACCACGUCCGAACCAACACGUACCGGACGGCGAUACUGAAGAACAGUGAGUCAGUUCGGGGUAAAGUUGUUCUGGACGUCGGGGCAGGAACCGGCGUUUUGAGCAUCUUCUGUGCUCAGGCUGGAGCUAAAAAGGUGUACGCCGUGGAGGCCUGCUCAAUAGCGGAGCAAGCCCAGAUAACAGUCAAACACAACAACAUGGAGGACAGAAUUGAAGUCAUUCGAGGAACAGUGGAGACGGUGGACCUGCCGGAGACCGUGGACGUGAUAGUGAGCGAGUGGAUGGGUUAUGCCCUUCUGCACGAGUCCAUGCUCAACUCGGUCCUCUAUGCACGCGACAAGUGGCUGAAGCCGGGCGGCAUCAUUCUGCCGAGCAAAGCCGAACUCUACAUCACACCUGUUAUUGACCCGGUGGUGGAGGACCGCCUGCACUUCUGGUACACAGUCAAAGACCAGUACGGAGUGGACAUGUCCUGCAUGUCCGGCUUCGCCCGGAAAUGUAUCAUGAACUCAGACAUCACUGUUAGCGCUGUGACCUGCGAGGAUGUUCUCUCCCACCCGGCCCGCUUCGCCGAGCUCGACCUGCACUCGGUCACCCCGGAGGAGCUGCGGUCCGUGAAGGGCCAGUUCAGGUGCGAGUCGUUCGGCUCGUCGGCAGUGAACGCAUUCUGCGUUUAUUUCACGGUGACUUUCCCGUGCCCGGAUAGCACGGCUCCCCUCGUUCUUUCCACGUCUCCGUGCAAACCAGAGACACACUGGAAGCAAGCGGUGCUGUACCUGGACGCUCCGGUGGAAGUGGUGCAGGACACACCGAUUACUGGAGAGGUUAGAAUGUAUCCCUCAGAGGAAAACGCCAGGCAUAUAUGUAUCCACGUGGACUACUCUAUAGGAGAGCAGAAGCGACAGUCCAAGACUUUUUCCAUCCCUGAUUGGAGCUCUGAGGCUCAGCCAUAGCGUGCCAUCAACACCAAAGUGCACUUCAUUCACCAUGUGUCACACCCGUAUGCCCGAGUCCUCUUAUUGUGUCAUGGUUAUCCAUGGAUCUUAAAAUUCCUGGGAAAAUGAGGCAGUGGUGUCACUUUAUAAUAUAUUGGCAAAAAUAUAAGAUCACAAUAGGCCUCCCCAGCAAAUGAAUGGACAGCUGCAGAUUAAGACACAGAAUAAAGAUUGGCCAAGGAAUUUAACCUUUUUGUGCAUGUGCAUGUCUAAAAAGUAAAAGCACAUUUUCUUU
This is a messenger RNA of Pundamilia nyererei, 1480 nucleotides long. It is a transcript of the gene prmt6, whose product is annotated as protein arginine methyltransferase 6. The record is from RefSeq and is a predicted model, not a curated record. Gene Ontology annotation, molecular function: histone methyltransferase activity; protein-arginine N-methyltransferase activity. The transcript has a single exon. Lineage: Eukaryota; Metazoa; Chordata; Actinopteri; Cichliformes; Cichlidae. Gene Ontology annotation, biological process: peptidyl-arginine methylation, to asymmetrical-dimethyl arginine; chromatin remodeling. The coding region runs from base 148 to 1203 and encodes 351 amino acids.